ACUCGUCCUUCUCCUCUCGGUCUCUAGGGUUUGGGAUUUUAGCCGCCGCCGCCGCCGCCGCCGCUCACCCGCGCCUUCGACGAGCUCCAGCCCGUAGACCUCGCCGGAUCUCCCCGAUGGCCGUGACCUUCACCGACCUCCACACCGCCGACGGGCUCAAAGCCCUCGAGCAGCACCUCUCCGGCAAGACCUACGUCUCCGGAAACGCGAUCAGCAAGGACGACAUCAAGGUGUUCGCCGCCGUGCCAUCAAAGCCUGGAGCUGAGUUCCCGAACGCUGCUCGCUGGUAUGAUACCGUCGCUGCGGCCCUCGCUUCAAGGUUCCCUGGCAAGGCAGUUGGAGUGAAUCUGCCUGGAGGAGGUGCGGCAUCGUCUGCUGCAGCGGCUGCGCCAGCUGCUAAGGAUGCUGAUGAAGAUGAUGAUGACCUGGAUCUUUUUGGUGAUGAGACCGAGGAAGACAAGAAAGCAGCAGAUGAGCGUGCAGCUUCCAAGGCCUCUUCAAAGAAGAAAGAAAGCGGAAAAUCAUCUGUCCUGUUGGAUGUCAAACCAUGGGACGACGAGACUGAUAUGAAGAAGUUGGAGGAGGCUGUCCGCAGUGUGCAGAUGGAGGGUCUCACCUGGGGAGCAUCAAAGCUUGUGCCUGUGGGUUACGGGAUCAAGAAGUUGCAGAUCAUGUUGACCAUUGUUGAUGACUUGGUGUCUGUGGAUAGCCUUAUCGAAGAACAUCUGACUGAAGAGCCGAUCAACGAAUUUGUCCAGAGCUGCGACAUCGUUGCGUUCAACAAGAUUUAAAAUAUCAAAAGGGGAUGUUGCUACUUAUCCAAAAACUGGGACUGGGACUGGUUGUUCUGGAAGCAUUUUUCAUCCCAUCUUAUUAUCCUUCACAGAAAUGCUAGUUUGAGUUUAUUUUUGAGUGAUGCCUGUCAUUAGUGCCUCUUAUCUUUAAGUAGUUGAACUGCAGAGCGGCUUGUAAUGGCGAAACAUAUGCUAUGUCAAAGUACAUCCGUCCAUUUUUACUGUGCAAGUUUUGAUGAGUAUGCGUUUCGUUGAGUAA
Molecule: messenger RNA, 1053 nt
Organism: Oryza sativa Japonica Group (Japanese rice)
Lineage: Eukaryota; Viridiplantae; Streptophyta; Magnoliopsida; Poales; Poaceae
Source: RefSeq, a predicted model, not a curated record